AUGGACGCUCCCCAGCCAUCAGCGGAAUCAUGCGUCACUGGGCCCCAAGAGGUCAACCCCCAAGAGGUUGAUCAUCCCUUCUUCCCUCCUCUAGAGAUACCAAAGGAGAGAGAGGAAGAAGAAGUGGAAGAAGAUGAUGAAGAUGGGGAGGAUGCUCCUCCAUCAUCAGACCCUAAUUCUGAUUAUGAUGAUAAGGAUGAGGAUGAAGAUGACGAUGAACCUGUCAUCAAAAGGAGGAGGGUUGGAGAGUUCCAUCAGGACAACUCUAGUGGGGAGAGUGGUUUUCUUUCUUCCGGAGAUGACUCUAGUGAUGUUGCCGGAGAUGAUGAGGAUGGUUUUCCUCAAAAUUCCGCCUCCGAUGAAUACUCACACGGUGACAAACCACCAUCUCCAAAAGACACCAUAGAAAUUUAG
Beta vulgaris subsp. vulgaris (sugar beet) is the source of this 414-nucleotide messenger RNA. RefSeq lists its product as uncharacterized. The coding region runs from base 1 to 414 and encodes 137 amino acids. The record is from RefSeq and is a predicted model, not a curated record. The transcript has a single exon. Lineage: Eukaryota; Viridiplantae; Streptophyta; Magnoliopsida; Caryophyllales; Amaranthaceae.